Lecanosticta acicola is the source of this 3149-nucleotide messenger RNA. The record is from the annotation of a GenBank genome assembly. NCBI's taxonomy places the organism in Eukaryota, Fungi, Ascomycota, Dothideomycetes, Mycosphaerellales, Mycosphaerellaceae.
AUGGCGGCGCCUAACCGGCAUCCACCCUCGACAUCGAGGCGGCCGCAGGCUGCGGAGCCCGAUCUGGAGGUCGACGAGGUCAUUGGCGAUUUCAGACGAGGCAAAGAGAUUGGGAAAGGAAGCUUCGCAACUGUCUAUCUCGCUCAACAUCGGGUGCGUGGCCCCUCAGCCUUUCCACUCUUGCAAGGCCACUGCCAUGCCGCCGCGCCAAUGCUGCGCUGUUUCAGCAAACGAGUUUCAAGUUGCGUGAUAUGCUAACUGGUGAGCUCAACAGAAGAAGAAGUCAUACGCAGCCGUCAAGGCCGUGCAGAACUCAAAGCUGUCUAAGAAACUGCGCGAGAAUCUGCAAGGCGAGAUCAACAUCCUGCAGAGGCUCCGUCACCCACACAUCGUCCAAUUGUUCGUCUGCACACAGACUUCGACUCAUGUCCAUCUCGUAAUGGAAUACUGUCAACUGGCGGACCUCUCGCAAUUCAUGAAGAAGCGUCACAGCCUGCCCAACUUUCCCGAGACGGCAGACAUCUUCGAGAAGUAUCCGAAUCCCGAACAUGGCGGUCUCCACGAAGUCAUCUCGCGUCACUUUAUCAAGCAGAUCGUCAGUGCUCUGCUGUAUCUUCGAGAGAAUGGCUUCAUCCAUCGAGACAUCAAGCCGCAGAACUUACUCCUCAACCCAGCGCCACUUUACAUGUCGAAGCAGAGACCAGAAGAUAUCCCCUUAGCAGCCAGUGCCAACUCACUGGAUCCAGUGGUGGGCGUGGCAUCGCUACCCAUGGUCAAGAUUGCCGACUUCGGCUUUGCUCGCCACCUGAAGCCCACAGACAUGGCCGAGACCCUUUGUGGCUCUCCCCUUUACAUGGCACCUGAGAUCCUCCGCUAUGAGAAGUAUGACGCCCGAAUCGACCUGUGGUCUACUGGUACCGUGCUUCAUGAACUGGUCGUCGGGAAGCCGCCAUUCAGAGCCAGUAAUCACGUGGAACUAUUGAGGAAGAUCGAAAAGGCCAACGACGUCAUUCCCUUCUCUCGCGACAUUGCAGUAAGCCGUCCAAUGAAAGAGUUGAUUCGAAAGUUGCUCAAGAAGAACCCGCUGGAGCGUGUUCCUUAUGAAGAGCUGGGCAAGGACCAAGUCAUUGUCGAAGAAAUUCCGGGUCUGGUUGGUGAAGACAGGAAGCAGCAAAAGGGAAUCUCGAUCGAAACUGCGGAGCUGUCAGAAAUGACCCGCAAAAUGGCCAAGGCAACGGAGGGCGUAGAAGCUUCAAGCACGCCACCUGAGCCACGAGUGCAUCCGAAGCCUUCUCGCGAGUCCAUUGCUGGACAGUCAAGUAGGGCUGCAGAGCAGGGUACGAUACAGCGUCGUGCUGAGGAAAUGCCGCGUCGAAAGUCUUCAGCCGGCAAUCAGAAUCCGCUAGAAGCAGCAUCGAAGGAUGACCGGAGGCAGACCUCCCACCGUGAGCCUCGGAGGCCGAGCAUUGUUGCACACAUCACGGCACCGGGACGUCAGGAACUCCAUCAGCAACAGCAAGCUCCGCCGAAUGCUCCCGGCCCACGCAUGGAACGUCGCGCGAGCCGCUCGUCACCACUUGCAGGGCCGCCGCUUGUUCGCGAGCCGACGUUCGAGGACGACAAAGUGAGCAAUGAGCGGACCCGCAAGGAAGCGAAGGAGCGAACUCAGCAAGAUCUCACUUUCGAGAAAGAGUAUGUGGUCAUUGAGAAGCGGGCAGUUGAAGUCAAUGCGUUUGCAGACGAGCUUGACGCCCUUCAUGGACGCAGUGCACCUCCUGCGAGCCAAGGUGCCAUGGUUCGGCGUGCAACCACUCAAGGGCAGCCAAGUUCUCUCACAGGUGCUCAUCCGUCGAGCCCAUCUCGUGCCAUGCAAGUAGUAUCUGGUCGUGGUGCGCCGACCCAUCAGCGAGCUGGAUCAUUCGAACGGCGAUACGCUCCAUCACCACAGUCCGCAACCAACAUGCUCACAAAGGCACUCAAUGCUGCCAACGUACGUCUGUUUGGCGCCCUGGGCACAUCUCCACCUCUUGGCAGGGGUCCGUCGCCUCCGCAUGGAUACGGGGCAUUCCCUGCGUAUCCAGCUCCACAGGGCAAGUUGGCUAUCGGCGGUGGCACAGAGAUCAAGGCACCCAUGGACGAAGACACUAAAAUUGUGCGCACCAUGGAAGAUGCGGCUCAUCGUAGCGAUGUCAUCUUUGGGUUUGCCGAAGUCAAGUACCGCCAACUUCUUCCUGCUACGCCGUCUUCACAAGACACGCUAGGCAUACAACAGAUUGGCGCUGCGGAGGUCUCUGGUGAUGGCGAGGAGGAUGAGAAGGACAUGACUACCGUAGCCAUCGUCGGUGUUGCCGAGGAGGCUCUCGUGCUCUACGUGAAGGCACUCGCCAUUCUGACGAAGACUAUUGAUCUCGCCAGCAGCUGGUGGAAUAAGCAAAAUCGCGGCGAUGGCGUCACUCCUGACCUCUCGUCGACAUCGACGUCCGGAGUUGGUAUGCGCAUCUUGAAUAUUGUCAAGUGGUCCCGUGCGCGCUUCAACGAGUGCUUGGAGAAGUCCGAAGUUGUUGGACGUCGCCUUCAACAAGCCCAGAGGCAGCUGCCAGAAGACCACCCAAGCCACCCAAACAAUCACGCGACUUCAUCCAGCGGCAUCACUACCUCAGUAGAGCAAAUCCGCAUCACCAGUGGGAUCACGGCCGAGAAGCUGAUGUUCGACCGAGCAGUAGAGAUGAGCCGUACGUCUGCUAUACGAGAACUCGUCGGCGAGGAGCUGCCGGACUGCGAGCUAGGCUACAAGACGGCGAUCAUGCUGCUUGAGGCAGUGCUUGAGAAUGACGAUGAGCCCCUCAUGCGGAAGCCGAACUCUAAGAAGGAGAAGCCUGCUGACGAGAUCAUCAACGGCAUGGAGACGGAGGAUCGACAGACGGUGCUCAAGCGUAUGUUUCCUAUUUUGACCACAUUUGACUUCACGCUAACCAAUUCUGACAGUCAUUGAGGGAGCGCGGGCUCGUCUGCAUCAGCUACGCAAGAAGAUUCUUGCUGCCCAGGAGAGUGUUAAGCGAGCUCCUGCGAGUGGCAGCUCCACCCCUAAGCCGCCUCAGCCUUCACCAACUCCGGCAUCGCCGACGAUUGCGAACACCCCACCAGGGUGA